This is a messenger RNA of Labrus bergylta (ballan wrasse), 952 nucleotides long. It is a transcript of the gene ecm1a, whose product is annotated as extracellular matrix protein 1a. The record is from RefSeq and is a predicted model, not a curated record. Gene Ontology annotation, cellular component: extracellular region. Gene Ontology annotation, biological process: signal transduction; regulation of bone mineralization. Lineage: Eukaryota; Metazoa; Chordata; Actinopteri; Labriformes; Labridae.
UGGAGAGAAUGCAGCGAUGAUUUCAAUGGGAUGCCUCACAGGAUUUUGGAUAAUUGCACUGCUGACUCUUCAUGGAUCAGAUGUGGGAGAGUCCAAAGGAAACUCUCUCAAUGAGCCUGACAUCCCCUUCCCACCUGCUCGUCCUACCCCUCAGAACCUCGCUGCCAUCUGCCAUCAGGGUCAGGGUCGUCCCAGGUACCCGGCCAGCUUCUUCUCACGCUCCGGUGGCAGCCGUUACCGUCGCCUUGGAAACACCAUCAACCGUUUGGAGUCCUGGUACAGGUCAUGCUGCAGCGAACAGGAGAGCCAGAUCCUCUGCUGCACCACACAGGCGUGGAAAGAGACCCUGUCUCAGUUCUGUGUGGAGGAAUACUCGACGAAGACACUUGCAUAUGAGUGCUGUGAGGGCAGAGGAGACGCACGCUGGAUCUGCUUCAACAGCGAGCUCCCAAACCCAGACUACAACCCAACACUAGGGUACACUGCACCAGCAGUCCCCCCACAGCCAGAAUUCACUUUCAAUGCAAGUGCUUGCUAAAGGUUCAAAGAGGGUGCAGUUUGAUACAGACAUCAUAAGAGUAAAAGUAUAUGGUGGUACAACAAAGAUUUUUGGAGAAUAUUUUGGAAUGAGAUUAGUUUAAUAUACUCAGAUGUAGACACAAAGAAAGAACAAUAAAUGCUUUUUUUUUUUUUUUUAAUACUCUAGCUGACAACUGAAUGUCCUGCAGAUUACAGAUGUUAAGAGGAGGACAGGACAUGCUUGUUGUGUUACUAAAGCAUUAAGAGCACAACAGCUGAAGUUGAUUAUUUUGACCCGUUCUAGACUAUGGGAAAAAACCUUAUUAAGUUGCAUGUGUUACCUGUUAUAACCCAAAAACAUUUUGGCCUGAGUAGCUUUCAUGGUUUCUGAUGUAGAAUUCUUAGUUAGAAAAAUAAAGAUGGAAUAAAGACA